UCAAAAAUUUGUAACUAUCAAAGGAUCUACCGACGAAAUCGAUUAUUCUCCACAACCCUCUAUUCAAAAGCUUGAAAAUUUCGGAGAAUCUACCGACGAAAUUGAAUUUUCUCCUGCACACCCUUCUAUUCAAAAGUUUAAAAAUCUACCGACGGAAUUGGUAAUUCCCCUUCGGAAUGCUAUUAUUGUGGUGGAUACACUCCGUCAGAAUGUGAGAAUUUAUGUUACCUCCUCGGCUAUAGAUAUUUUGUUUGUAAUUUGA
Molecule: messenger RNA, 262 nt
Organism: Funneliformis mosseae
Lineage: Eukaryota; Fungi; Glomeromycota; Glomeromycetes; Glomerales; Glomeraceae
Source: the annotation of a GenBank genome assembly